Molecule: messenger RNA, 3046 nt
Organism: Diorhabda carinulata
Lineage: Eukaryota; Metazoa; Arthropoda; Insecta; Coleoptera; Chrysomelidae
Product: sorting nexin-14-like
Exons: 14
Coding region: 125-2857 (910 amino acids)
Biological process (GO): autophagosome maturation
Cellular component (GO): late endosome
Molecular function (GO): phosphatidylinositol binding
Source: RefSeq, a predicted model, not a curated record
AUCGGAAAUUUGAGUAGCCAUCUUUUGAUACUGUCGUGCUUACAACAACAACGUGACAUUUUGAAGAAUUAGAGGUGGAAAUUAACCCUUCAUCUAAAUAGUAAAUAAAAUAAAUCUUACAAAUAUGAUAUAUACAGAAAUUAAAGAUAAUUUACGUUUAGUUUCGAAUGAUAGAUUAGUGAGAACAGUGACUAUUAUUAUAACUUUAUUUAUUUUAUUUAUCGCGAUAUUUUUUCGACUUUUCGGUGCUUUGAUUAUUUACUUAUCUUAUCUAUUCGGAUACACUGUCGCCUGGUUUUUGAUAAAAUAUCAGGUGCAAACAACGAUAUUUUUGCAAAGGAUAAUAAAUUUUUAUAUAGAACGGAAAAUUAUUAAGAAAUCUUUAAAACCCUCUUGUAGUAUUUGUGACGAUUUAUCGUGUAGGAGACAUCAACAGACAAAAAGUAUUACCCCUUGGAAAUAUAUUUAUAUAAGUCCGCAUUUAAAUAAUUCAAUUGAGCACUUUUACGAGAGAAUAAUAAGUAAUUUUAUAACGUCCUGGUAUGAGCAAUUCACGGACGAUCAAGAUUUUUUAAAUGAAUUGAGAUACUGCUUUAAAUUUUCUACCUCUACUAUAGUAAAUAGAGUAUUAGAGUUAGAUGUUGGGGAUAUAGUGGCGAAUAAACUUAUUCCUUGUGCUGUGAGACAUAUUGAUGACUAUUUGUAUAUACAACAAAUUGUAAAAUUGAGAAACGUUAAAUUUAACGAUGUCGCUACUGAAUAUUUAGGUAAAAGAUUACAUGCUGCAGCUACAUCUCGAAAAAAUGAACUCGACUAUUUAAAAUAUUUAGUAUCGUCUUUAUUAGACCAAAGUUUACCAGGAAAUUAUAUAAAAUGCAGGAAUUUUUCGGUGAUGAUGCGCGAGAUUUUAGCAGGAUGGGUAUUUCUACCAAUGAUGGAUGUUAUAGCGGAUCCUAAUAUUCUUAAUUAUCUCGUUAUUUUAGCUAUUACUUAUAAAUCGAAAAAAACUACUAAAAAUAAUCAAAUUGAUGAAGAAGUUGAGUUUUUGUGUAAUUAUACAUCAUCUAAAUCGAAAGUUUCAUCUUUUGCUACCAAUUUAAAUAAAAUUAAAAACAACACUGAUCUUUUAUAUUCUCUAAUGCAGUUUUUGAAAAAUCACGAUCACGUUAACUUAUUGCAGUUCUGUCUUGAUGUUGAUGAUUUUAACACGAAAUUACUAACUCCUGAAUUAACUAAGAAACAAAUCGAAGAAUUGAAUAAUGAAGCUUCGAAAUUGUUUAAAGAAUAUUUGGAUAGGAACAGUUUCAGCUUCAUCGGUUGCCCUUCUGACGUUUCAGACGAAUUCGAAUUGAUAAUUCGAGACGUUUACGUCGUGGAAAAAUUAUCCAAACUUUCCAAAUUGCUUUAUACGGCUUACGAUUUCGUUUACAAUAUUUUGGAGACGGUUUGGUUGCCGCAAUUUUUCCACAGCAAUGAAUUUUACGGAUGUAUAUGUGGUUCGAAACAGAUAAUACAUAAUAACAAAAAUCAAAAUAAACUUCUGUUGUUAACAUUUGGUUCUCCGAAUAAAGAGAGAUUUAAAAAAUAUUAUGAACCGGCAAAUCAAGGUACGGUUUCUAAAAUAAGUACAAGUUUAGGUAAAAUAAAAGGAGUGCUAAAAACGACCCAAUCGAUUGAAGGGUCGUUUUUUCCUCCCGAAACUCACCCCGUAGAAAAUGGUACCAUCGAAGAUACUCUUCUAGAUGAUUGUAAGAGUAUUUUUAGAGAUAUGAGUACUUGGAAAGUCACCAUACCAAAUUACGAGGCAAAUCCAACUGAUAAAGUUGUAUAUUUUUGUGUGAACGUAGAAAGAACAGAAACUAAAAGAAAUUGGGUGGUACUGAGAAAAGAUCAAGAUUUUUAUACGCUGAAAGCGAAGUUGGUGGAAUUUCAUGGAGAAAGUGAGAUUUGCGAUUCGCCUUUACCUUCUAGAAAGGCCGGAUCUUCCGUCGAAACGAGAAUGAUGAAAUACGAGAGUUUUAUAAAAAAAUUAUUACAAAAAUCGAAUUUAAAAGGCAGCGAUCUCCUAUUUUAUUUCCUAACUAUAGAACAGAAAAAUUUUUCUUUGUAUAUAGAACGAAACGCUUCUAAUAUACAAGAUCUUGGAAAUAUCUAUCAAUCAGUGGCUCACAAAUUGAGAAAAGAAAAAGGUCAACAUCUAGAUCCGUUUAUGAGUUCGUUUUUGUUAUCUACGGGGCAAUCGAAAAACGAUAAAUUCGAAUGGGCGGAGGAAGGCGAAGAAAUCGAUAUUUCAUCCACUCAAAACAAUUCGUUUCCGAAAACUUACAAAAAUCUCUUGUUCGAUGACAAUUUCGGUGUGCAGUACAGGAUUUUAAAGGAUACUUUGAGCAGUUGUUCGAGUCCUGAAGGGAUAACGGAAAGUGUUUUUUAUCUAAUGAAGAACGUUUUCAAAAUCCCCGAAGGAAUUUUGAGAUUGUACGCAUCGGUUUGUGGCAUAGCUCAAAAUUUCGUAGAUUUGACCGCUAAAACUGCCAUAGAUAAAAAAAUCAAAUCCAACCUGAACCAAUCGAAUCUCGCUUAUCUCAUCAGGCAGUUGGAGGAUGUAGUUUUCAAUGAAAAACCGCAUGUUAGUAAAGAAGAAUUGGAAAAAAGACGGAUUAGAGCUUCCGAAACAUUGCGGGAUUCGGUAUCGACUGUGGUGACGAAAAUAUGCGGUCCAGGUGUUAAAGACGGUUUACAAUUGAUAUUAGAAAUUGUACAGAAUCCGCAUUUCAAUAAACAGCUGGCAUACAAUUUGCUAGACAUAAUUUUGACAGAAAUGUACCCGAUGCUCGACAAAUACGAAGAACAUUAUUAAUGACAUUCAAAAAAUAACGAAAACGUCAAAACUUACCAGUUAAUCCUAUUUGUUUACAAAAAAAAAUAAUUUCGUAUUUUUUCCAUUAUCUUUUUGAGUUUGUGAUAUUCCUAAAAGAAAAAGUGUCCAAGUAUUAUUUUAUUUAUUUGUACAAUAAAAUUAUAAAUAAAACGGAUUUAUUGUUCACAA